UCUUCGCGCUCGCAGCCAAAGCCUAGUUUUCGUGUGAAAAGUCGUCCUUUUUUGUGUCGUUUCGAGAGAAACCCUUCAGCCCACCAUCACGAUGAAGUUCGCCGUCGUCCUUGCCGCCGUUCUGGCCGUCGCCCUUGCCGCUCCCGCCGACGAACGGGACGCUCAGGUGCUGAAGUACGAAAACGACAACCUGGGAGUCGACGGAUACAACUUCCAGUACGAAACCAGCAACAACAUUAAUCGCGCCGAGACGGCCGAGCUGAAGAACUUCGGUGAUGAUGUCGCGGCUCUGGUUGUUCGAGGCUCGUACUCGUACACCGGCCCAGACGGACAGGUCUACACCGUCAACUAUGUCGCCGAUGAGAACGGUUUCCAGCCGGAGGCCCCCCACAUCCCGCGCCUGUAAGCGGACCUUUUUUCAUCCACCCACCUACGCACCCUGAGCCAUAUCUAUCCCUUUAGUCCCCGCUUAGUCUCGUGAGACUUUUCUAUACCACUUCGCCAAUAAAAGCUGUGACCUGAUUGUGUUUUUUUGUUUUGUCGAGAUACAAAAAAAAACGGACAAAAACAAUCCAA
This is a messenger RNA of Anopheles nili, 576 nucleotides long. Its product is annotated as flexible cuticle protein 12-like. Gene Ontology annotation, cellular component: chitin-based extracellular matrix. The record is from RefSeq and is a predicted model, not a curated record. Gene Ontology annotation, molecular function: structural constituent of chitin-based larval cuticle. Bases 92 to 406 code for a protein of 104 amino acids. The transcript has 2 exons. NCBI's taxonomy places the organism in Eukaryota, Metazoa, Arthropoda, Insecta, Diptera, Culicidae.